Messenger RNA from Thunnus maccoyii (southern bluefin tuna), 7441 nucleotides. RefSeq names its product von Willebrand factor A domain containing 8 (gene vwa8). Gene Ontology annotation, cellular component: cytoplasm. The coding region runs from base 146 to 5857 and encodes 1903 amino acids. Lineage: Eukaryota; Metazoa; Chordata; Actinopteri; Scombriformes; Scombridae. The transcript has 45 exons. Gene Ontology annotation, molecular function: ATP binding; ATP hydrolysis activity. The record is from RefSeq and is a predicted model, not a curated record.
CCCUCUUUUAUUAUCUUCCGGCUACCACAAAAUGAGCUGACAUAUUAUGAAAUGGGGAUAAGAUAGGUCAUUGACAUAGCUUGCUAAGAAGCCUGUGAACUUUUAAUUUACAAUAGUGUUACGUUUUGGAUGGCAUAGUUUAAGUAUGCACUCUCAGAUAUUAUGUAGCGGCACAGCAGCAGCUGUCGCUGCGAGAAGGGUGCGGAAUAUUCUGGGUGCUGUUCUGGGAAGAGACGGCUGGAUGUGGAGAACACAUGAGGUCAAACUUCUCAACACGUCCUCAGGUGACACAGUGAAGAUUGGAGAUAUCUCAUACAAACUCAAAACACCUCGGAAUCCAGAACUUGUUCCUGUCAAACACAUUUCAGACUCCCUACCCCAGACUGUGGCCCAGCAUCUACGAUGGAUUAUGCAGAAAGACCUUUUGGGUCAGGAUGUGUUUCUCAUUGGUCCACCGGGACCCCUGAGACGAUCCAUAGCUAUGCAGUACCUUGAGUUGACCAAACGGGAAGUUGAGUAUGUAGCUCUGUCCAGGGACACCACAGAGACUGACCUGAAACAGAGGAGAGAGAUCCGCUCAGGGACGGCCUUCUACAUAGACCAGUGUGCUGUAAGGGCGGCAACAGAAGGUCGAGUCCUGGUCCUGGAGGGUCUGGAGAAGGCGGAAAGAAAUGUUCUACCUGUCCUUAACAACCUGCUGGAGAACAGAGAGAUGCAACUGGAGGACGGACGCUUCCUGAUGUCAGCCGAGCGUUACGACAAGCUGCUGCAGGAGCACACCAAAGAGGAGCUCGACAGCUGGAAGAUUAUCCGUGUAAGUGAGGACUUUCGGGUCAUCGCUCUUGGUCUUCCUGUUCCCAAGUACAAAGGCAACCCAUUGGAUCCCCCUCUCCGCUCUCGCUUCCAGGCCAGAGACAUCUAUUACCUACCAUUCAAGGACCAGUUGGAGCUGUUGUACACAGCAGGACCAAAUGUAGCUGCAGAAAGGGUGUCCCAGCUGCUGUCGCUCGCCACUACGCUGUGCUCCCAGGAAUCAUCCAACCUCGGCCUUCCUGACUUCCCUGUGGACAACCUGCUUCCUGCCCUCUAUGUGCUGAAUGUUUUCCCCAUGCUGUCCUCCCAGCAGCUAGUCCAGAGACUUUACCCCUACAACAAUAUCUUAGGCAAAGACGGGCGCAAUGCUGUGGAGGGUGUACUCAGUAGAUUUGAGCUUCUGGAUGGUCGUCGUGAGUCAACUCCCAGCGCCGUCCUGGGUGUGUCUAAGACAAAGGAUGUUGAGGGCCAUGCAGAUGUCACAUUACGUAUUGCGGACAAGGACAUCACCUUUCAGGUCCCAGCGGGCACCAAGGAGCCACGACCACCCAACAGUAGCCCCAACUUCAUCAGUACCCCGAGCCACUCUAAGCUGAUGGCUGAAAUGAUGCAGUCACACAUGGUCAAGGACAUAUGUCUGAUAGGAGCCAAGGGUUGUGGAAAGUCAGUGAUUGCCAGAGAGUUUGCUGAGAUGCUGGGUUACAGCACAGAGCCAGUCAUGCUCUACCAGGACAUGACAGCCAGGGACCUUCUCCAGCAGAGGUACACUCUCCCUAACGGAGACACAGCAUGGCGGCCGUCUCCACUGGUAACCGCUGCCAUCGAGGGCAAGCUGCUGCUGCUGGACGGCAUACACAGGGUCAACCUGGGAACCUUGGCUGUGCUCUCCAGGUUACUUCAUGACAGGGAGCUGGAUCUGUACGAUGGCACCAGGUUGCUGAGGUGGGACAGAUACCAGACACUGAAGGAACAGCUGCAGUUCAGUGAUGAGCAACUGCAAGAGAGGUCAAUCUUCCCCGUUCACCCAUCUUUCAGAGUGCUGGCCCUUGCAGAGCCUCCCGUUGUAGGUGCCAACACAAGCAGCAGCAAUAGCAGAGGUCAGCAGUGGUUGGGCCCAGAGUUGCUCACUAUGUUCCUCUACCACUCUGUAACUCCGCUGGCUAAAGCAGAGGAGAUCGGCCUCAUACAGGGACUGACUCCUAAUGUGCCAAAGGAAGCAGCAGAGCAGCUAUUGCACCUCACACACAGUCUCCGCAAGACAAACGACCCCACAGCACAGUCUCUGGCCUCUUCUCUCUCUACCAGACAGCUGUUGAGGAUCUGUCGCCGUCUCUCUCAGUACCCCGAGGAGAGCAUCGCUCACGCUGUCAAUAAGGCUUGUCUCUCAAGGUUCCUUCCCAGCCUGGCCCGCGCCUCUCUCCAGAAAAGCCUCGCCAACUGCUCCAUACAAGACGCACCAGAUCCUGCUGAACACACUAAUGACUACAGCUGUAUGGUAAAGGACGGUAUAUUGACUAUUGGCAAUGUGUCAGCUCCCAUCUACAACCCCAACGAGAAAAUGAAGGUUCCAGAUGUGCUCUUCUAUGAUAAUCCCCAGCAUAUGAUGGUGAUGGAGGACAUGUUGAAAGACUUUCUAUUAGGAGAGCACCUCCUCUUGGUGGGCAACCAGGGUGUGGGUAAGAAUAAAAUAGUGGACCGGUUCCUGCACCUUCUGAACCGGCCCAGAGAAUACCUGCAACUCCACAGGGAUACAACAGUCCAGACUCUGACCUUGCAGCCCUCAGUCCGAGAUGGCAUCAUCAUGUACGAGGACUCACCUCUGGUGAAGGCAGUGAAGAUGGGACACAUAUUAGUGAUCGACGAGGCCGACAAAGCUCCCACUAACGUCACCUGCAUCCUCAAAACCCUCGUGGAGAGCGGAGAGAUGAUUCUGGCGGACGGACGCCGAAUCAUCUCAGAUCCACUUGAAGCCGAGGGGAGGACGAACACCAUUGUCAUGCACCCAGACUUCAGAAUGCUUGUUUUAGCUAACCGACCCGGCUUUCCCUUCCUCGGCAACGACUUUUUCGGAGCUCUAGGUGACAUCUUCAGCUGCCAUGCGGUGGACAAUCCAAAACCCCAGGCAGAGCUGGCUAUGCUAAAGCAGUACGGCCCCGACGUCCCUGAUGCUACUCUGCAGAAGCUCGUGGCCGCCUUCGGAGAGCUGAGAUCCAUGGCCGACCAGGGCACCAUCACUUACCCCUAUUCCACCCGAGAGGUGGUCAACAUAGUCAAACACCUCCAAAAAUUCCCUGACGAGGGUUUGGCCAACGUGGUGCGAAAUGUCUUCGACUUCGACUCUUACAACAAAGACAUGCGAGAGGUUCUGAUCGAAGCGCUGCACAAGCACGGGAUUCCCAUUGGAGCCAAGCCCAGCUCUGUCACACUGGCUAAGGAGUUGCCCCUGCCAGAAGUCAAGAUGACAGGGCACUGGACAAUAAACCAAGGUGGGAACGCUCGCCGCAAACUGCUCUGUCCCACUGAGACUCACCCCAUAGAUAUCAAGGGCCCUGUGUUUCUGCGUGUUCAGAGUUACCCUUGCAAUAGACAGGAAAGCAGGGCUUUGAGUUUCAGCGAAGAGAAAGCCCACUGGCAGAUUCCCAUGAAUGAAGUCAACAUCAUCUGCGAUGUCAUCACCAGAGACGAUGUGUUAUACGUGGCCACGUGCAACCCAGUGUCCCUGUACUCUAUGAAGGAGCGCGGGGAGACAAUCCAGUGCAUGGAGCUUUACGACGUCUUCCCCAGGACCAUCAGUGGCGUCUGGCAGCCCUUUGUCACCAUUGCUCCCCUUGGAAGUCCCCUGGAUGGACAAGUGGUGCUACAUGAGGAGCAGAGUAACACGGUGCUCCAUUUGGACAUGGUCACAGGCGCUGUGCGGAGGCUCAUGUUGUCUCAGGACAGCGAUCAGCCUUCCACCAGGGCCUCGAACUGGUGGGGCAGUAAGGAACAACAGGGAGGGUAUAAAAUGUGCCGUGACUUCUCCCACAAAAACUGGCUCCUCUUCUAUAAGGAGGAUGGCAACCAGCUGGAGGUGCUGGAUGUACUCGAGGGCCGCGUUCACUCCAUCUCCCUCCCCAUCAACCUGAAAUCUGUCUUCCUUGUAGCGGAGGAUCGUUGGCUCCUGCUGGAGAGCAACACCAACAAGAAGUUCCUGCUGACCAAACCCAUGCACAUGGCAGCUGAAGACUCUGGAGUGUGUCAGCUCCACAGCAUCAGUGAGGACUCCGUCAGCUCAGGGCAUGGAGUCAGCUCAGCCGAACUGUCCAUCCCCCAGAUGCUGUCAUGUGACCAGCUUCCCAAUGAGAACCUGAGUGCCGCUCUUGACCAGAAGAUCGUUUCCCCUAAUCGUAUAAUGGCAGAUCCCAGCUGCUUCGCACAAGUCAUUGUAGGAUUCCCAGACCUCAUGUCUCCUAAUGAGGUGUACAGCUUUAAAAGGCCUGUUGACUUAUCAGUGAUGAAGAGUGGUGAGAGUGGGGCUCAGACAUUCUUCAGAAGUGGGCUUCGGUCCACCACGCCCAAACGAGAUAAUUGUGUCAGUCUGCUCUCAGCCAAUCAGGUGGUCCGGGCCCUUCCACCCAACAAGGUGCCCCUGAAGGAGGUCUAUCCCAAAGAUGUCACACCUCCAAUGACAGCAGCUUACCUGGAAGUGACUGAUCUGAACUCUAAAAAAGUCAAAUAUGUUCCUGUUCCAAGGUCAAUGACUGUGUCGCCUUACACCAACUGGUUAUCUAAGGUGUCAGAGUCUGACGUGCUAAUGGCUCCUCUCGGGUCUGGAGGUGUGGUCACGGUGGAUAUGGGUGGGUACGUCCGGCUCUGGGAGACAGGAUUGGACGCUCUGCAGCGAUCGCUGAUGGAAUGGAGGAAUAUGAUUGGGUCGGAAGAUGGCAGACCCUUACAGAUUACCAUCCAGAGGGAAAGUGGCUUGGAUGUCACAGCCCCAAAACACGGCAAGAUCGACCCCAACAAUGAUCCUCAUGUUGGGGGAAACCAGUGGGCAGGAGGCACAGGCGGCAGAGACACAGCAGGGCUGGGUGGUAAAGGGGGUCCCUAUCGCCUGGAUGCAGGACACAAGGUCUACCAGGUUUCCCAGGCCGAGAAGGAUGCAGUUCCAGAAGAGAUCCGCAAAGCAGCCCGCGAAAUGGGUGAAAAAGCCUUCAAAGAAAGGUUGAAGGAGAUUGAUAUGAGCGAGUAUGAUGCUGCCACCUACGAGCGUUUCUCCAACGCUGUCAGGAGACAAGUUCAGUCUCUACGCAUCAUCCUGGACAGUUUACAGGCCAAAGGGAAGGAGCGACAGUGGCUGAAGAACCAGGCUCUGGGAGAACUGGAUGAUGCUAAAAUCAUUGAUGGACUAACUGGAGAGAAGGCUAUAUAUAAACGCAGGGGAGAACUGGAUCCAGAGCUGGGCAGUCCUCAGCAGAAGCCCAAACGUUUACGUGUGCUAGCGGACGUGUCAGGCAGCAUGUACCGCUUCAACGGCGUGGACGGCAGGCUGGAGCGCUCCAUGGAGGCCGUGUGUAUGGUCAUGGAGGCUCUGGAGAACUACGAGCACAAGUUCAAGUACGAUAUCGUGGGUCACUCGGGAGACGGCUACGACAUCGAGCUGGUCAGAGCGGACAAAGUCCCCAAGAAUAACAAACAGAGACUCAAAGUUCUUAAGAACAUGCACGCCCACGCUCAGUUCUGCAUGAGUGGCGACUUCACCCUGGAGGGCACAGAGGCCAGUAUCAAGGAGCUGGCGCGAGAGGAGGCCGACGAGCUUUUUGUGGUGGUGCUGAGCGACGCCAACCUGGAACGCUAUGGCAUCCGGCCUGAGCGCUUCGCCAACGUCCUGACGUCUGACCCUCAGGUCAACGCCUUCGCCAUCUUCAUCGGCUCCCUUGGCGAUCAGGCUGAAAGACUCCAAAAGACUCUUCCAGCUGGCAGAUCCUUUGUUGCCAUGGACACCAAGCAGAUCCCCCAAAUACUGCAGCAGAUCUUCACAUCCACGAUGCUGUCCAGUGCCUGAGACUGACACACACACAAGCACACAAAAACACACACACUCGCUUCUUAUCUGACACACACAAAACUUCCUCGUCCUGACUUGUCAGACGGUGGAUCAGUGACCUAUCACAAUGUGUCCUUAACCUAUUUUCGGUAUCAGAUGAUAUAACUUUAUCUGAGCUGUAUCAGGUCUGGAUGCUCGUCUUUGUACAGGCCUAAAGGGAAAAGACAGUUAUAUUAAUUAUUUUACAGAAGCCUGCAGCCUGUGACGUGAUGUGAGUUAGCGUGACAGAGUUAAAUAAUGUUUAGCUGAUUUUUAGGAUCCCUCGAGGAAGAGGUACUGUACAAUGUGGUCUGCAAAAAGCAUGUGAUCCUGUGCAGUAUGACUGCGCUCUACUGUGAAAUGGUGCCCACUGCGGUGGUAACUACAGUGAUAUUAUGACUGCUUGGAGCCUGCCUCAGGCCCCAUGUGGGGAUCAAACACACAGCCUAACCUGUUGUUGUUUUUAAUCAUGUUUGUAGCCGACAGCGCCCUGACGCACACACACCCUCGUGUUUGUCCUGUUUUUGGGGCUGGAGCAGCUUUACUCGGAAAGGUCGUGAACUUGAAACAGCCGCACUUAUUUAGAUUUCCUCCUCAUUUAUCGUCUGUCAGAGACAGAGACACAGACACACGCAGGAAAGGCGAAGCUAACGCGCCACCUGACUGACAGUUGGAUGUGAUGAGCGGCAAUAACCUGGCUCCUUUGGAAUGCCGGGACUGUGACCAGGGAAUUUCCCACCUGACUGCACACGCUCUUGAAAGGCAGCCGCUGUUGCACAACCCCCUGCCGUGUGUGUGUUCUCCUACAGCAUCUAUGUCAACAUGCACAGCCCUUUCCUUCCUGGCUUGUGGACCUUGUGACGCCCCGAGUCCGUCUCAGUCGUGCAAGGAAUCUGAGAUCGCCUUUCAUUGCCAGACCUCCCACCCCUCUCUCCUUCGCAAACACACACACACACAAACACCUCUGCCAUUGUGGUAGAAAAACUCCAUGACUUAUCGUGUCAGCGUGUGCUCUGUUGUGCCGGCUAAAAGAUCACACAUCAUCAUCUUUAUUGUAUGUACUCCUGCUCUAAUUAAAUCCUCUUGUCUGUGCCAACUUGCAGCCAAGUGCAUCCAAUACUUACCAGUCUCCCCCUUGGUUGUCAUACUUAGUGCUCAUGCCUCACUAUGUUGGACUGAUUGGAUCAAUAGAACAGCCUGUCUAAUCAGUCUCGAUUGAUCCCUCUCUGAUGGAGGGUGUCCCUGUUUGUAUUCACCUACUUUAAUCUCCCUCUGAGCAUCUCUCUUGCUCUCUCUCUCUGUUUCUCACUCUGCUGAUGGGGUGGAAGGAGAUUUCAGUGUUGAUUUCUAACAGAAGUGACUUCAUAGGGAAAACAGGACUAGUUUCUGUGUGGGUUUUCUGCCUAGAAACUUCAUGUUUGUGUGGAGGCAUACAAAGAUGAUCAUAGUAACAUUAAAAUCAUGUAUCUCUAGGAUGUCUUUAGUCAUAUUUAAUUGUACAUAUUAACUUAUGUAAGUAUAAAUUGUAAAAGUAAUGUACUGAAUUUUAAUAAAUCUGUUGAU